Molecule: messenger RNA, 778 nt
Organism: Teleopsis dalmanni
Lineage: Eukaryota; Metazoa; Arthropoda; Insecta; Diptera; Diopsidae
Product: polyhomeotic-proximal chromatin protein-like
Exons: 1
Coding region: 295-702 (135 amino acids)
Cellular component (GO): PRC1 complex
Molecular function (GO): protein binding
Source: RefSeq, a predicted model, not a curated record
ACUAAAAAUUUUUUACAGAAAAAAAAACUGCUCUGGAGGAAACCAUAUCCAAUAACGUAAUUCCUAAUGAGAUGAUAACUUGUGAGCAGUGUGGAAAACCUGAACAUAAAUCUAAACUAAAAAAAAAAACGAUAUUGCUCUCCAGCUUGUGUGCGCCAAGCCAAAGUAUCUGUAGGUGAGCAAGUAAAUGAACUAAUUAUAGAUAGCGCUAAUGGACAAACAAAUACAAAAGAAUUAAAUAAUAAAUUGGAAACAGUAACUGCAAGCAACCGCGUUGCAAUAGGUGACGACAAAAUGCAAAUUGAAGUAUCAGUUGCUGCAACAGCAGUACAAAAUCUUAACAAUAGCAAUAGCCAGGCAUCUAAUAUAACAACAACUACUCAAAAUUUGUUACAGCCAAACGAUGUGACUAGUGCUUCUGUUAACGGCAUAGAUACGCCACAAAUGAUUAAUUGGACUGUUUCUGAUGUUUGUGAAUUUAUUAAAAAUUUACCUGGCUGCAGUGAUUAUGUUGAUGACUUUGAACAACAAGAAAUUGAUGGGCAAGCAUUAUUAUUAUUAAAGGAGAAUCAUUUAGUUAAUGCAAUGGGAAUGAAAUUGGGACCGGCGCUUAAAAUUGUUGCUGCAGCAGCUGCUGCAAAUACAUCUGCAUCAGCAACUACUGCCACUACUAAUAUAACACCUGAAAGAGAAGCACAGUAGAUAAAUAAAUGUGAGACGUAUUUGUAGUAUAUUAUAUUUAAUUUUCUUUGAGAAAGAAUUUUUUUAUUAUAAUUUC